AUUGCUCCAUCUUCAAGACUGCAAUAAUUUUUCAACUUUACAACAAAGCCCUGAGCUGUUCUUCUAAAGACUAAGAUCACAAAAUCCGCAGAAGAUCAGAUCUUGCUGUCUCAUCUUCAUCAUCUGAAGUAGAGAAUCUUUUAAAGGAAUAUUUACUUUUAUUAAUUUAAGACCACCAAAGCUUUUUAGAUGGAUGAUUGUCGGGACAAGAGAAGAAGACGGUGUACGAAGCUGACAUGUAGUACAGAUAAUAACAACGACAUGGAGAAGAUGAUGCAUAGAGAAACUGAGAGACAAAGGAGACAAGAAAUGGCUUCUCUUUAUGCUUCUCUUCGUUCUCUUCUCCCUCUUCACUUCAUCAAGGGUAAGCGUUCGACGUCAGAUCAAGUCAACGAGGCGGUUAACUACAUAAAGUAUCUACAGAGGAAGAUCAAGGAGCUGAGUGUGAGGAGAGAUUAUCUCAUGGUACUGUCUAGAGGAAGCUUCUUGGGUAGUAGUAAUGAUGAUUCUAAGGAGGAGGUGGAGAUGAUGAGUAGGAAGAAUCAUGUGGUGGUUCGUCAGUGUUUGGUGGGUGUGGAAAUCGUAUUUAGUAGCCGCUGCUGCGGUGGCCAACCGCGGUUUUCGAGUGUUCUUCAAGUGCUUAGUGAACAUGGUCUCUGCCUUCUUAACUCCAUCUCCUCUAUUGUUGAUGAUAGGCUAAUUUACACCAUACAGGCCGAGGUCAACGAUAUGGCUUUGAUGAUUGACUUAGCAGAACUUGAAAAGAGAUUAAUCAGAAUGAAGUAAAUUCUUGUUGAGUAGGUUGCUCUAAUAACUUGUCAAGCAAACGACAUAUAUAGUUAAGUACGUACUUUAUUCGUACUUGUGAUUGUUGUGUCGUGUUCACAUCUAUCUGUAUGUAUAUAUUUCUAUUCCAUCUGAUUGUCAUUAGCUCAUUUAGUUGUUUAUAGAUCGGAAAAUUAUGUUUCCCAUAA
Arabidopsis lyrata subsp. lyrata is the source of this 974-nucleotide messenger RNA. Its product is annotated as transcription factor bHLH36. Gene Ontology annotation, cellular component: RNA polymerase II transcription regulator complex. Gene Ontology annotation, molecular function: protein dimerization activity; DNA-binding transcription factor activity, RNA polymerase II-specific; RNA polymerase II transcription regulatory region sequence-specific DNA binding. Gene Ontology annotation, biological process: regulation of transcription by RNA polymerase II. NCBI's taxonomy places the organism in Eukaryota, Viridiplantae, Streptophyta, Magnoliopsida, Brassicales, Brassicaceae. The coding region runs from base 190 to 786 and encodes 198 amino acids. The record is from RefSeq and is a predicted model, not a curated record. The transcript is spliced from 3 exons.